AUGCUCCUCGUCCUGCUCGUUUCCACCUUUCAGCUGGGUCCGUUUGCUCCUCCUCCUCUUCCUCCCGUGACCCUGAAGGAGAGAGAGGUCGUAGAAACUGCCACCACUCCAAGGUUCGACAUCUUCGUUCAUCCCUCCAGCGAGGAUCGCUACAUCUCUCUCUCCCUGCAGCGAGAGGGCAUCUGGGAGGACGAUGUGCAUCGCCGUAUGCAGCAGCUGCUGGGGCGGUACAGGGACGGGGCUCUUUUGGACGUAGGAGCCAACAUCGGGUUCCACUCGCUGGCGGCAGCGGCAGCGGGUCAUGAUGUCAUAGCAGUCGAACCUGUGGAUCAGAACUGCCUGCUCUUCAACAAGAGCAUCAUCGCAAACUCGCUGAACAACAUCAGACUCCACAAGCUGAUCGCGGGCAACGAGAGCGAUGCGAGGAAGUGUAUGCAUGUUUCAGACAUCAACAAAGGCCACAGCUUCGUCCGACCUCAGCAUCUCCACCAUGACAUGGAGCAGAAACCUCACGGUGUGUCGUUUGUCGAUCAGAUCGGACAUGUUGUAUCCCGCAUCCUCUCCAGGAGCAGCUCAGAAGCUCCAGCCAGCGUCCUCGAGGACUAUCACCACCAGCGACACUCCUUGAAUGACUGCGAGUUCCACCAGUCAACAACUCUGGACCAGGUUCUCCGUCAGGACCAAGACAUCUCGCAGAGGUUGCUUGUCGCCAAGUUUGACGUUGAAGGCUACGAGCUGCAGUCGCUGGCAGGCAUGCGUUCUACUCUGCUCUCCCCGUCCGCUCCCUGCUACCUGCUCGUCGAGCUCUUCCCAAGGCUCCUGGAGCAGCAGAGGACGAGGACGGUGAGGGAGCGCUGGUGCUGA
Molecule: messenger RNA, 864 nt
Organism: Guillardia theta CCMP2712
Lineage: Eukaryota; Cryptophyceae; Pyrenomonadales; Geminigeraceae
Exons: 4
Coding region: 1-864 (287 amino acids)
Source: RefSeq, a predicted model, not a curated record